Molecule: messenger RNA, 1056 nt
Organism: Ailuropoda melanoleuca (giant panda)
Lineage: Eukaryota; Metazoa; Chordata; Mammalia; Carnivora; Ursidae
Product: group IID secretory phospholipase A2
Exons: 4
Coding region: 26-463 (145 amino acids)
Biological process (GO): negative regulation of T cell proliferation; lipid catabolic process; arachidonate secretion
Molecular function (GO): calcium ion binding; phospholipid binding
Source: RefSeq, a predicted model, not a curated record
GCGCCCUCUGCUCUGCGCUGGGACCAUGGAACUUCCCCUGCUGUGCGCACUGCUGGUGUUUGCUGGUGUGGUGCCAACCCAGGGCGGGAUCUUGAACCUGAACAAGAUGAUCAAACAAGUAACCGGGAAGACACCCAUCUUCUCCUAUUGGCCCUAUGGCUGUCACUGCGGACUUGGGGGCAAAGGCCAACCCAAAGAUGCCACGGACUGGUGCUGUCAGAAGCAUGACUGCUGCUAUGCUCACCUGAGGCAGCACCGAUGCCGUGUCCACACAGACCAUUAUGACUACAACUUUUCCCACGGGGACAUCCAGUGCUCCAACAAGAUGAACUGGUGCGAGCAGCAGCUGUGCACGUGUGACAAGGCGGUGGCCCUCUGCUUGAAGCAGAACCUGGAUACCUACCAGAGGCACCUGUUUUACUACUGGCGGCCCCGCUGCAAAGGCCAGACCCCUAUGUGCUAGGAGGAGCCCAGUCGGCUGCCCCACGCUCCCUCCCCUGUUCCUCAGCAUCUCCGGCUCUGCAACUCCACCCCUGCCCCAGCAUCUGACCCCCUGAACCGUCCUGGGAGGGUCUCAACCACUCCCCACCCUCCUUCUUGCUCUUGGACCUUUCAAAUCUUUCCAGCCAAGGCAGCAGCUCUCUUCUGAGCAUUGAUUGAGAUCUGAGAGGAAGCCAAGGCCAGGGAGCCCCUAGGGAUGGUGUUUGGGCUGAAGCCACAGGUGUUGGGAGACUUGGGGACCAUGGUGUGGCAGGUCCUCCCUGCCACUGCCACUCGCCAGGCCUCUUGCCCUAGUCUCACGCUGUCUGACACACUGUCCAAGCUGCGGCCGGGGUGGCCUCUCUGAAGGGCAGCAUUGAUCUUCCUGUCCACGUGGCUCUACUUCUUAAAACCCAAAGCCCCCCACCGCCCCAGGGUAGGACCUCUCAUGGAGUUUGGGACUCGCACUGUUCGGCACUAUGUCAUGCUCCCAAACUAGGCCUGGCGGUCCUUGCGGGCAGGACGCAUGACCGUCCUGGACUCAGCUGCAUCUUUGCACCCGAAGCCGUGCCCAGG